CCGUACCAGGAAGCGAUGAGCUGACUGUUGACAUCUCUCUUGCAAAGUAAGAUGAAGUAAUGUCGAGGCUCUGAUUCCUACAGGCAGUUUGCUGCGCUCCAAACUUGAGUCGUCGUUCCUUGUAACGUUGCGGCUGAAAGGUUACUUGCAGCCUGGCUGUCUGAGAUGGAUGGUGGAGAGGAUGUGCGAGUGGAAGCUGUCCCAUACUGCUGCUCCACCUGUGAUGGAGGGGAGGUCGGUGGACGAAACCUGGCAAGACGCAACAGGAAGGGCCGUAGCCUGAGCACCUCCUCAGCCGGCAGCUCCUCUGACUACAGGAGGCCCCAGUCGCUUCAUGGACCAAGCCCAGUGACCACUUUCGGCCCGAAGGCAUGCAUGCUCCAGAAUCCACACACAGUAAUGCACAUUCAGGACCCCGCCAGCCAGAAACUGACGUGGAACAAGCCACCAAAAAGUGUCCUUGUCAUCAAGAAGAUCCGAGAUGCCAGUCUGCUUCAGCCUUUCAAAGAGCUCUGCAAAUUCCUCACCGAGGUGAAAGACAUGAUUGUUUAUGUGGAAAAGAAAGUUCUGGAGGACCCAGCCAUUUCAGAUGAUGAAAACUUUGGGGCCAUAACUAAGAAAUUCUGCACUUUCAGAGAUGAUCUUGAUGACAUCUCCAAUUGCGUAGAUUUCAUCAUCUGUCUCGGUGGGGAUGGAACUUUGCUGUAUGCAUCGUCACUCUUCCAGGAAAGCGUUCCACCAGUUAUGGCCUUCCACCUGGGAUCCCUGGGUUUCCUUACACCUUUUAAAUUUGAAACCUACCAGUCUCAGGUCACACAAAUUAUCGAAGGUAAUGCUGCCAUCGUUCUGCGAAGUCGCUUGAAAGUCCGGGUGCUGAAAGAGAACUGGGAGAAGCAGGCCAGAGUGGACGAAAAGGGCAUCAUUCUCACUAAUGGAGACAUCGAAAGCAGCCGGAAAGCCGUGCAGUAUCAGGUACUGAAUGAGGUGGUAGUUGACAGAGGACCCUCGUCUUAUCUCUCCAAUGUGGACCUCUUCCUGGACGGACACCUCAUUACCACCGUGCAGGGAGACGGUGUGAUAGUAUCCACACCGACAGGAAGUACAGCGUAUGCAGUGGCAGCAGGAGCUUCCAUGAUCCAUCCCAACGUCCCUGCCAUCAUGAUCACCCCCAUCUGCCCACACUCGCUCUCCUUCAGACCCAUCGUGGUGCCUGCCGGGGUGGAGCUCAAGAUAAUGCUGUCACGUGAUGCCAGAAACACAGCCUGGGUGUCCUUUGAUGGAAGAAAGAGACAAGAGAUCUGCCACGGAGACAGUAUUACCAUCACCACAUCCUGCUUCCCCGUUCCCUCGAUCUGUUUCCGGGACCCGGUCAACGACUGGUUCGAGAGCCUGGCCCAGUGUUUACACUGGAACGUGAGGAAGAAGCAGAACUACCUCAGUUCAGAGGACGAGGAGUUCUGAAGGACAAGGCAUCAAGUCUCAAGGACUCUUUAGUCUUGGUUUUAGCUUGACCAUGCUCUGUGUGGCUUUAUCUUUUAUGGACAGAAGGUUUCACCAAACUCCAUUCAAAAACACCUGCUGUAACAGUGUAUUUGUCCUUCACAUGUUAAAAUAGUUUCAUGGUAGUUUUCCAAACAGCACUUUAGCUGCAGUCUUCAAUGGUGAAUUUUUGCGGGAUGAAUGUGUAGGAAAAAGAGGCACACUCAGUGUUCAUUUAAAUUAAUUAAAAAUGAAUUAAUAAUUAAAAUAAAUUAUAAUUGUAAUACAUUAACAUUAAUAUAGUAUAAUACAAUCCAUGAACCAAUACAUUCUGAAAUAAAUUAUAUAAUCAUACAUUAAAACUCAUCACUACUAUAACAUGCUAUGUCACCACAAUGUUUUUGCAAAAGUUUUAUUUAUUUAAUUAUUGAAGUGCUUAAUGUUAAUUAUACAUUGUAUUUUUUGACAGUGAAUCACAGAGAAACUCCUUAAAGACGAGAUUGGCUGAAAGACGGAGACUGGUGAUGUCCCGACUUUUGAAUAUUUUUUAAAUAAUUGUCAUUUACUGUGACAUAUCAAAACAGACUUUUUGAAAAAAAAAAACAUUUUUUAAAUAAAAAAAUUCUAUAUUAGGACAAAAAUAUAAAAUAAUUUAAAUUUAAUAAUUUAUCAAAUUAUUUCAUAAUUUAUCGGACACUGAGGUUUCAUAGAAAACAAAUCUGAACAUUAAGCCUACUCAAUCAUUCUACUCAGAGAACCAGGAUUACACAAGUAACAAAUGUAAUGGCAUGUUGUAAUGUGUAAGAACGGUAAAAUGGUGAAUUUUUGAAUGGAGUUUGGCUCCACUAUUGUUCCAGGAUCGUCCCUGUGUGGUUUUUCCUCACUUUCUCUACAAACCGGCCUUUUGCAGUCAAAAAGCAGUUUAUAGAGAAAGUUUUUUGAUGACUAAUCAAAGUAAAUGAUGUCUUGGGACGAACUUGGUCUCAAACCCUGAAGGUCAGUCUUGGAUGGCUGUUAUUGCAAUACUGUUGAUCUAUUCUAGCACUUUUUUAGUCUUUUAAGACGGGUGGCAGGGACACAUCUACUACUUUACUACUACAAUAAAAGCUAGUUCUUUUAAAAUAAGUAAAUGAUCAGUUGAACUUCUCUGGAAAAUUCAAAAAAAAAAAAUAUGUUAAAUCAAACUGUCCUGAAUUCUGUAAACUGAUCCAAUGUCAUGAUUCAAUGACAAAUGUUGUCUUACACAAUUGUAGGUGCAUCCCGGGGAAGAGCAGAUUUACAGUGCUUCUACUUGGCAAUAGAGGCCCAACUGUACAGACUGUGCCUUAAACACUGUUAUCAUUAAUGUAUAAAAAUAUAAUUUUUCAAAGUUUACAUCAUGGUGAUGUAGUCACACACGUGCAUAGAUAUGUUAUUUGUGCAUUUUCAUUGUAACCACACAUUGACUCCCGUCUUUGCUGUCUGCAGUGCAUGACACUUGAUCGACUAAUUGAGUUAUGUCGUAUUUCUUACACAUCCUCUGUUCUGGCCAUGUAGUCAAUGCAUUGGACGAGAUGAGAAGAAUGCAGGCAAGGAGGUGAUCUUCAGAGAGACCACAGCUCAGAUGUUUUCAGUGUCUUCUGGUUAAAAAAACAUUUUUAUUAAGCCAUAGCUGAACUCUUUAUAGGUUUUAUAGACCAAUGUCUGUGGGCUGUGGGUGAUUUAUGGGUCUGUGUGCUCUGUGUAUGUUGAGGAUUACAUUUUUCAGAUUUUGGUCAGUUUGCUACAGGUCUGCCAUUGUGCAGUCUUUGCUAAAUAUUUCAAGGUGGCCUACCUUACAUAUCUGUUCACAUGUAAUGUCGAGAUGUUAAUACAUACAUUAUGAAUUGGCUCAACAAAAUGUGUUGGGGUGAAAACAUGUCACCUGUUGUAAUGUCAAGUGGACCAACUGAGCUCUAAAAGGCAAUCAUUCCUUUAACUCUGUAUAUAUGUGAUGCUUGAAUAAGAUGUAUUUUGUAAAGUCUAUAUGUUUAAUAACCUGUUUACAAUGUAUCAAUGCUCAAAAUAAAUCUAUUUGGUACUUUUUUUUUUACAUCAA
Molecule: messenger RNA, 3556 nt
Organism: Centropristis striata (black sea bass)
Lineage: Eukaryota; Metazoa; Chordata; Actinopteri; Perciformes; Serranidae
Gene: nadka
Product: NAD kinase a
Exons: 12
Coding region: 166-1461 (431 amino acids)
Biological process (GO): NAD+ metabolic process; NADP+ biosynthetic process
Molecular function (GO): NAD+ kinase activity
Source: RefSeq, a predicted model, not a curated record